Molecule: messenger RNA, 1146 nt
Organism: Lontra canadensis (Northern American river otter)
Lineage: Eukaryota; Metazoa; Chordata; Mammalia; Carnivora; Mustelidae
Gene: FGF17
Product: fibroblast growth factor 17
Exons: 5
Coding region: 284-934 (216 amino acids)
Biological process (GO): animal organ morphogenesis; fibroblast growth factor receptor signaling pathway; cell differentiation
Cellular component (GO): cytoplasm
Molecular function (GO): growth factor activity; type 2 fibroblast growth factor receptor binding; type 1 fibroblast growth factor receptor binding
Source: RefSeq, a predicted model, not a curated record
GGCUGGCAGCCCCCGCCAGCGGCUGCUUUGCCCGCUCACUGGCCAGGAAGGUGGACACCUCACACCUCAGUCUCCCAAUUACGCCCUCCUCCCCCACUCCUCCUCCCCUCCCUCUCUCUCUUCCUCCUCCCCUCUCUCUCCUCCUCUCCCCCCUGAAAACCUGUGGCUUGAAGAGACCUUGGCUUCUCUGGGACUCUACCCCUCUCUACCCCUGGGGACUGCCCAUAUCUGCUCCUGAGUUUGGGGGCAGGGAGGCCACCACCCCCAAGGACUCUCUGCGGCGAUGGGAGCCACCUGCCUGCUGCCCCACGUCACUCUGUGCCUCCAGCUACUGAUUCUCUGCUGUCAAACUCAGGGGGAGAAUCACCCGUCUCCUAAUUUUAACCAGUACGUGAGGGACCAGGGUGCCAUGACCGACCAGCUGAGCCGGCGGCAGAUCCGAGAGUACCAGCUCUACAGCCGGACCAGUGGCAAGCACGUGCAGGUCACCGGGCGUCGCAUCUCUGCCACCGCGGAGGACGGCAACAAGUUCGCCAAACUCAUAGUGGAGACGGACACAUUUGGAAGCCGCGUGCGCAUCAAGGGGGCUGAGAGUGAGAAAUACAUCUGUAUGAACAAGAGGGGCAAGCUCAUUGGGAAGCCCAGCGGGAAGAGCAAAGACUGCGUGUUCACGGAGAUCGUGCUGGAGAACAACUACACAGCCUUCCAGAAUGCCCGGCACGAGGGAUGGUUCAUGGCCUUCACGAGGCAGGGUCGGCCCCGCCAGGCUUCUCGCAGCCGCCAGAACCAACGAGAGGCUCACUUCAUCAAGCGCCUCUACCAGGGCCAGCUGCCCUUCCCCAACCACGCGGAGAGGCAGAAGCAGUUCGAGUUCGUGGGCUCAGCCCCCACGCGCCGGACCAAGCGCACUCGGAGGCCACAGCCCCUGACGUAGUCGGGGACACUGGGGGCAGCUGCCCCUCACCAGCCUUCCCAUCCCCUUCCCUUCCUAAUCCCAAGACUGGGCUGGGGUGGAGGGAGGGGAACCAGAGCCCCCAAGGAGGACCGGGAAGACCAACCAGCGUCAGAGCCUCGAGCCGGAAAGGGGCGGGACUGCCACAAACCAGCGCUGGGGCCUCGGGGCAGCCGCCCCAGACCCCGCACUGA